Molecule: messenger RNA, 6561 nt
Organism: Microtus ochrogaster (prairie vole)
Lineage: Eukaryota; Metazoa; Chordata; Mammalia; Rodentia; Cricetidae
Gene: Gcc2
Product: GRIP and coiled-coil domain containing 2
Exons: 22
Coding region: 95-5035 (1646 amino acids)
Biological process (GO): late endosome to Golgi transport
Cellular component (GO): Golgi apparatus
Source: RefSeq, a predicted model, not a curated record
GCACGACCUUUGACCCCUCACUCGGCGGCGUCGGAGACCGCAGCAGCCCGGAUUCCUGAGGAGGCGGCGGUGGCCGCGGGCCGCUGUGGCUGCGAUGGAGGAUCCUGUUCAAGAUGGGGUGGCUGCGGCACCCUCCGGGACCGGGAAAUCCAAGCUGGAAACAUUGGCGAGAGAAGAUCUCAUCAAGUUUGCCAAGAAGCAGAUGAUGCUACUACAGAAAGCCAAAGCAAGGUGUACAGAAUUAGACAAAGAAAUUGAAGAACUCAAAUCAAAACCUGUUGAUGGAGGAACUGAUGAUAUUAUUAAGGUACUCACUGAGCGCCUGGAUGCUCUUCUUCUGGAAAAAGCAGAGACAGAACAACAGUGUCUGUGUCUGAAAAAGGAAAACAUGAGAAUGAAGCAAGAGCUUGAGGAUUCGGUAACUAAACUGGAAGACACACACAAAGAGUUUGAGCAGUCACAUAGAAACAAUGUAAAUGAAAUAGAAAGUUUGAAGAAUGAAUUGACAGCAGCACAUUCAGAGCACAGUAAAGACAAAGCCAGCUUACAAAAAGAACUGGAGGAAGCAGUAAAUAAACAAUUAGAGCUUUUAGAACAGCUUAAAUCUCGGAGCGACUCUGAAGAUAAUGUUAAACAACUGCAGGAAGAGAUUCAGAACCUUACAGCAGGAUUUGAGGAACAGAUUUUCUGUCUACAAAAGCAGUUAGAAGCUACCUGUGAUGAAAAGAAGCAAGAGAUUAUUCAUCUCCAAAAAGUCAUUGAGGAGAACACUCAGCACUACCAAAAAGAUAUUAAUACUUUUCGAGAAGAGAUUGUACAGCUGAGAGCUGCACACAAAGAGGAAGUUAACGAGCUGAUGUCUCAAAUGGAAGCAUCAGCUAAAGAACAUGAAGCGGAAAUAAGUAAGCUAAAAGAUAGCAGAGUGCAGCAGUGUGGGGGAACUGAGAGCAAUCAGGAGAGUGUAAAUGAUGGCACCUCAGAUGCAAGCCAGGAGAACCAAAAUUGCUCUGUGCCCUUACAAGAAGAUCCCUUUGCAGAACAGACAGUAUAUGAUAAAGUCAGACAGUUGGAAGAGUCUUUAAGAGAACUGGAAUCUCAACAUAGUAUCUUAAAAGAUGAGGUGACUUAUAUGAACAAUCUCAAGUUAAAACUUGAAAUGGAGGCCCAACAUAUAAAAGAUGAGUUUUUCCAUGAACGAGAAGACUUGGAGUUUAAAAUUAAUGAACUGUUGCUGGCUAAAGAAGAACAGGGCUAUGUAGUAGAAAAAUUAAAAUGUGAGCAAGAAGAUUUAAACAGACAGCUUUGCUGUGCUGUGGAACAUCAUAAUAAAGAAAUACAGCGUCUUCAGGAACUCCAUCAGAAGGAAGUCUCUGAACUCAGUGAGACAUUUAUGUCAGGUUCAGAAAAAGAAAAAUUAGCAUUAAUGUUUGAAAUACAGGGUCUUAAGGAACAGUGUGAAAAUCUACAACACGAAAAGCAAGAAGCAAUCCUAAAUUAUGAGAGUUUGCGAGAGAUGAUGGAAAUUUUACAAACAGAGUUAGGAGAAUCUGCUGGAAAAAUAAGUCAAGAGUUUGAAACAAUGAAGCAACAGCAGGCAUCUGAUGUUCAUGAGCUUCAGCAGAAGCUGAGAACGGCUUUUAAUGAAAAAGAUGCUCUUCUUGAAACUGUAAAUCGCCUCCAACGAGAAAAUGAAAAGUUAUUAUCUCAACAAGAAUUAGUACCUGAACUUGAAAGUACUGUAAACAGCCUUAAGGCAGACAAUAGCCUGUACUUAGCCAGUCUUGGUCAAAAAGAUACCAUGUUACAAGAAUUAGAAGCAAAACUAAGUUCUCUUGCUGAAGAAAAAGAUGAUUUUAUAAGUAAAAUGAAAACUUGCCAUGAAGAGAUAGAUAAUCUCCAUCAGAAAUGGGAAGGGGAACAGAGAUUGACUGUAGAACUCAAGGAAGAGGUAGAGCAAACCAGCCAGCACAACACUGAACUGAGACAAAGAGUAGAUGAAUUAACGGGGAAACUCGAUGCAGUAUUAAGAGAAAAGAGUCAAAAUGACCAAAGCGUUAUGGUUCAAAUAAAAACUAUGACUGAAGACCAAGAAGCAUUGUCAUCUAAAAUCAAGUCUCUGUAUGAGGAAAAUAAUAGACUACAUUCUGAAAAUGUCCAGUUGAGUAAAGAUUUGGAAACUCUUCAGUCUGAAAAAGAUUUUGCCAUUAAAGAGCAUGUUGCUGAAUUAGAAGGGAAACUCCAGGUAAUGGCUGAAGAGCGAGAUAACUUAAAUAAAGUAUUUGAAAAUGAACAAGUUCAGAAGUCAUUUGUCAAAACUCAGUUAUCUGACUAUCUUAAACAAAUGGGGCCAAACAUUUUAGAAGACAAUGAAGAGGAAGAUGUUGUAAAAGUUCUACAAGCUCUGGGUGAAUCCUUAGCAAAAUUAAAGGAAGAAAGACAUGACUUGGUCUCUCAGUGCGAUGAGCGCGUGUUAGAAUUAGAAGGAAAGAUGAAGUGCCUUCAGGAAGAGAGUGCAGCUCAGUGCGAAGAACUUAGGGCUUUGCUUAGAGACUCUGAGCAGGAGAAAAUUCUCUUAAGGAAAGAAUUGGAAGAAGCCACAUCAACAAAAGAGGCCCUGCAACUUGAUCUUUUAGAAAUGAAGAAUGCUAAUGAAAAAAUGAGCCUGGAAAAUCAGAGUCUUAUAGCUCAAGUUGAAGAAUUAUCUCAGACAUUACACCGCAAAAAUGAAGUCCAUAAUGAAAAGUCUCUUGUAAUAGAACACGAAAACCUAAAGCUAUUGCUUGAACAAAGAGAAUCUGAACUGCAAGAUGUGAGAGCAGAGUUGAUACUGCUGAAGGAUUCCUUAGAGAAAUCGCCUUCUGUAAAAAAUGAUCAACUCUCAUUGGUAAAAGAGCUGGAAGAAAAAAUAGAAAGUCUGGAAAAAGAAUCCAAAGACAAGGAUGAGAAAAUAAGUAAGAUAAAACUAGUUGCUGUGAAAGCAAAGAAAGAACUGGAUUCUAACAGGAAAGAGGCCCAGACACUAAAGGAAGAACUUGAAUCUGUCCGGUCAGAAAAGGACCGCCUGUCUUCUUCUAUGAAGGAGUUCAUCCAAGGAGCAGAAAACUAUAAGAAUCUUUUGAUAGAAUAUGAUAAGCAGUCAGAACAGCUGGAUGUGGAAAAAGAACGAGCUAAUAAUUUUGAACAUCACAUAGAAGACCUUACCAAACAAUUAAGAAGUUCAACUUGUCAGUGUGAAAAGCUAAAUUCAGACAACGAGGAUCUCCUGGCUCGUAUUGAGACUCUGCAGUCUAAUGCUAAGUUAUUAGAAGUACAGAUUUUGGAAGUCCAGAAAGCCAAAGGAAUAGUAGAUAAAGAACUGGAAGCUGAAAAAUAUCAGAAAGAACAGAAAAUAAAGGAACAUGCCAGUGCUGUAAAGGAGCUUGAAGAACUCCAGCUCCAAAUCGAAAAAGAAAAGAAGCAGCUUCAGAAAACCAUGCAAGAACUGGAGCUGGUUAAAAAGAAAAAUUGUCACUUGUGUGUCAUGUUCACUAGUAAAAAUCUGUUUUGUCUCUUUUUGCUGACAUUACUUCCUGUGCUAGCUUCCCUGCAGUCUUCAGUACAGCACUAUGAGGAAAAAACCACCAAAAUCAAACAGCUGCUUGUGAAAACCAAAAAGGAGCUGGCAGAUGCAAAGCAAGCAGAAAGUGAUCACCUACUACUUCAAGCGUCUUUAAAGGGUGAACUGGAAGCAAGCCAACAGCAAGUAGAAGUCUAUAAAAUUCAGCUGGCCGAGAUAACAUCCGAGAAGCACAAAAUCCACGAGCACCUGAAGACUUCUGCAGAGCAGCAUCAGCGCACACUGAGUGCAUACCAGCAGAGGGUGGCAGCCCUUCAGGAAGAGAGCCGAACUGCCAAGGCAGAACAAGCUGCUGUCACCUCUGAGUUUGAGAGCUACAAAGUCCGAGUUCACAAUGUUCUAAAACAACAGAAAAAUAAGUCUGUGUCUCAGGCUGAAACUGAGGGAGCUAAACAAGAAAGGGAACACCUGGAAAUGCUGAUUGACCAACUAAAAAUCAAGUUACAGGAUAGCCAAAAUAGUUUACAAAUCAGUGUUUCCGAGUUCCAGACACUGCAGUCUGAGCAUGACACUCUGCUGGAGAGGCACAACCGGAUGCUGCAGGAGACUGUGACCAAAGAGGCAGAACUUCGGGAAAAGUUGUGUUCAGUUCAAUCCGAGAACACCAUGAUGAAGUCUGAACAUGCCCAGACGGUGUGUCAACUAACAUCCCAGAAUGAAGCACUCCGUAACAGCUUCCGUGACCAAGUUCGACAUUUGCAGGAUGAGCACCGAAAGACAGUGGAGACCCUGCAACACCAGCUUUCCAAAGUGGAAGCUCAGCUCUUCCAGCUCAAGAGUGAGCCAUCCACAAGAAGCCCCGCUUCUUCCCACCAACCUUUGAAAAACCCUCGAGAAAGAAGAAACACAGACCUCCCCCUUCUGGACAUGCACACUGUGGCCCGGGAGGAGGGAGAGGGGAUGGAGACAGCUGACAGCGAGUCCGCAUCUUCGCCGGGCACCCAUAUUACAUCUUUAGAGCAGCUGCUGAGUUCUCCUGACACCAGGUUUGAACAGCAUUUUGCAGAACCCCAUUCAUGGCAUGCUGAAUUUACCAAAGAAGAAUUGGCUGAGAAGCUCAGUUCCACCACAAAGAGUGCAGAUCACUUAAACGGCCUGCUUCGGGAGACAGAGGCCACCAAUGCCAUCCUUAUGGAGCAGAUUAAGCUUCUCAAAAGUGAGAUAAGAAGACUGGAAAGAAAUCAAGAGCGAGAAAAGUCAGUAGCUAACCUGGAGUACUUGAAGAAUGUGUUGCUACGGUUCAUUUUCCUGAAGCCCGGGAGUGAACGGGAGCAGCUUCUCCCUGUGAUAGACACUAUGCUGCAGCUCAGCCCUGAAGAAAAGGGCAAGCUUGCCACAGUUGCUCAAGGUGAAGAAGAAAGUGCUUCCCGUUCCUCUGGAUGGGCAUCCUAUCUGCAUAGCUGGUCUGGACUUCGGUAGAUUGAUGGGAAGAAAAUGCUUUAUUAACUCAACAGAAUUCAUUUGAAGGAAAAAUGGUUAUUAUUGUUUGAUCAGGAAGUGUCCAUAUCUGUUCACAUCCCCUGAUGAUUGUAUAUAUGUAUAGCAGAUGAAUUUAGACUCGCAACUUGUAGUAAAAGGACAACAGCUUGAAGCAGUGGUACCAGUCGCCCACAGCCCUGUGACUCGGCACCAUGGCCUCAGUCCCCGUGAUCUCCCAUGUACAGAGAAAACAGUUUAUUCCUGUACUCUGCAACCCCAGGAGCCACUCGUUUCUAAGUAGUACUGUGAAUUUUGAAAGUGAUUUGAAUUUUGGUACCAUAUGAACUGGAAAGUUUAAACUUUUAAAAUAAUGUUUCAAGAUUAAGGAAAUGCUUUGUUGGGAAGGUUGACAUGUUUAUUGAGGGAUUAUGAAGUACGUAUGCUAGUUAAUUAUGAGGCUAAGUUAAAUUGCAGUUUAGUCCGUUGCUUUAAAACUCCCCCUCCCCCCACUUGUUAUUUCAAAACUUACCCAGGUACUGGUGAUAGGACGCUGACCUUGAAUAGAUGGAGCCCACCUCAGCGGAUGUGUCUCUAGGCUCUUAGUGUGCUGCCAUUGCUCCUAAGCCAUGAGUCUGUUUUGAGAAUUCCCUGCCUCUUAGAGCAGUGACUGUCUGACUCAGCAUUAAAUACACAUGAACCUGGUGCUUCCAGUAUUGUUCAGGUAGCCUUGUUCCCCAAGCAUGACCCCGAGAGGGCUCAGGCUUACUCUUGGUGAAUAAGGCUAGCUGGGGAUGUGUUAUUUGCCUUUAUGUCUCUGAAAAUAGUCCAUUGACUAGAUUAAAAUUGUGCUCUUAAAUCAGAUUUGGGGAUUAUAUUUUAAUAAUGCAAUUUGUUAAUAAAUAACCACAUAGUGCUCUCUGGAGUUCUUAAGCGUAUGGUUGAUUCUCAAUUUUCAGUCUCAGCUAGAACUCUGACUGUGUAUGUCAGUCACUAUGAACAUUAGUUUCCAACCUGGUUUAGCUGGUUUGCUGCUGACAUGCUGAAUUUGUUCUCUUAAAGCAAUUAUCUCUCAGUGUUCGCCCCCCUCUUGUUAGAACAGACCUAACUAGUGAAUGUAUUGAUUAAAUGUAUCUAUCUCAGAGCUGACUUUAGAAGCUGAGUAUUUUUAACUUCAUAAACUGUGAAUAUGAGUAUGCCCAGUGGCAUCUGAUGUAAUUUUAGUAAUAUUUAAAUAAAUUCCACUUUUUCUUUGGGCCUACUAUACCUUUUGAAGUCUGUAUAAACUUGUUUUGAAAUCUAGUCUGUUCAUAUGAAUGUAAUAAAAAUGCUUUUUGCAUGGUAAAAAUUACUUUGAUUACAAAAGACAUAUAUGCUUUUUGUGACCAGCAAUAAGGAACUAUAAUAAUUGAUAUUUCUAUUAAAUGCAUUUAACUGUAUAUUCUGUUUCUCUGACUGUCCUUUUUCUGUUAAGCACUGACUCUUUGGAGUUUUGAAUCAGGCUGUGAGGUGGAGUACAAACUGUUGGU